Messenger RNA from Aspergillus oryzae RIB40, 1179 nucleotides. RefSeq lists its product as uncharacterized. The record is from RefSeq and is a predicted model, not a curated record. The coding region runs from base 1 to 1179 and encodes 392 amino acids. Gene Ontology annotation, molecular function: O-methyltransferase activity. The transcript is spliced from 5 exons. Lineage: Eukaryota; Fungi; Ascomycota; Eurotiomycetes; Eurotiales; Aspergillaceae.
AUGGGCAGCAUCGAUCCAAAUUUCGAUCCCAUCCAGGAGGAACUGGACCAGGUCAUUGCUGCCGCUACGAGGUACAAGGAGCGUUUAUCUGAGGCAGACAGCUACGAUGCGAGAUACGAUCUUAUGGCAAAGGCCGGGCGCCUCUAUCAAACCAUACGCGGGCCUGCAGAUAUGGUUUUUUCUAAAGCGCUCCUUGAAGCAGGCGUCUUUCAUGUCAUCCCUGCAGGAGGGGAGAGUAUUUCCGCAAAGGAAAUUUCAGCAAAGACAGGAGUGGACAAAGAGGUGAUAGUGCGACUCAUGCGCGCGGUGACCCCGAUGGGACCCUUCCGAGAGACCGGAGAAGAGGAAUACGCCCACACGCCAUUUUCAGAGAUCUAUAUGGCACCCCAAAUGAUGGCGGUCUAUAAACUAAUGGUGGAUGAAUACUUCACACCUAUGUUAAGAAAUCAUGAAUUUUUGCGCCAACAGAACUGGCAGAACAACUUCCGUCUGCGAAAUAACCCUUAUACAUUUGUACAAAACUGCGAAGGGGAAACUAUGUUUGAACACAUAUCGAAGUUCCCCGACCGCUUUACGACCUUCAAUGAGGCCAUGGUAGCCCAAGACUCAGGACUGAUUGCAAUUGGCCUCUAUCCCUUUGCGGACGAAUUGAGUAACUUAGCUGAGGAUAACACGGCUACCAUUGUCGAUGUGGGAGGGGGCCGGGGUCACAUCUUGCGUCAAAUUAAGAAAAGCGCUCCUGAGCUGAAGGGAAAGUUCAUACUCCAGGAUCAAGCCACCGUUAUCGCAGACAAUGGAACAGAAACGCAACCGUAUGGCAUCGAAGCCAUGGCACAUGAUUUUUUCCAGCCACAACCUAUUAAAGGGGCGCUGGUCUACUAUAUUCGCCGAUGUCUCCACGACUGGCCCGAUGAGCCAGAAUCAAGGCAGAUUCUGGAGAACCUGGCUGCAGCAAUGGAUCCCGAAAAGUCCCGGGUGUUGAUCACCGAAUAUAUCUUGCCAGAAGUUGGCUCCAACAUGUUUCAUGCGUGGAUGGACCACACUAUGAUGACGUUUGCUGGACGGGAACGCACAGAGAAAGAUUGGGAGCGUCUACUGGAAAUAUCUGGUCUCAAGUUGGUCAAGGUGUGGAGAGCUCCAGGAAUACCGGUCGGCGUUGUUGAGGCUCGCUUGAAGUAA